This is a messenger RNA of Dermacentor silvarum, 447 nucleotides long. Its product is annotated as transcription factor Sp8-like. Lineage: Eukaryota; Metazoa; Arthropoda; Arachnida; Ixodida; Ixodidae. The record is from RefSeq and is a predicted model, not a curated record. The coding region runs from base 1 to 447 and encodes 148 amino acids. The transcript has 3 exons.
AUGGAGACCGUCCCGCUAGCAAGGCCACGAGGCCGUGGUAGAGGGGGACCAGGAGGAGGUAGCCAGGUGGCGCCCUCGGCGCUGCCCUACAACGGCACUACGCAGGCUUCGUUCGCGCAGGCCAUCUCGCAGAGAGUGGCGCCCUCUGCGGCCGCGCAGCUGCGGGCUAACGCCGCCGCCGCUGCUGCUGCUGCCGCCGCUGCCGCCGCUGUCACCAACACCACAGUCACCAGCGCGAACGUGGUCGCCGCCGCAGCGGCCAUCAACCACGGCGGGGGAACCGCCAACGGAAACGGGGCCCGCAGCGUGGCCCCCACCGAGGGAUCGCUGCCCACGACGUCGCCCUCACCUACGAGCACGACGGUGCGCGGACACGCCAACGGGAUCAGCAGGGACAAGGCGCAGAGUGACGAGCUCAGGCUUCAGUCUGCUGAGCCCGAUGAUUGA